AUGCAGCACAAGGCUGCUUGGGCAUCAGUUAAGGAUGACUGUGACAAAAUACUUGAAUCAGAGAACAAAACAAACCUGAAGUUCUUUCUCCCAACACCAGACUGUGGUAUCACAAGUAAAUAUGUUAGUAAUAAGUACCCUCAGCAGGCCACAUCCUCUGAAUUAUAUGCAGGGAAGCCACAGAAAAUAUCUGAUUAUUGCCAUGCUGGAUUUGUCUAUUUCCCAGAAGAUACAGUCAUCAAGUUGUUCACAAUUCUUGUACCACUUCACAUCAGGGGCCAGAUUAAGCUUGGGGAGAUAACACUGGACAGAGAGCAUUACUAUCAUGUUUUGAGUGAAACUGUGCUAAGUGUUAUGGCUGAUAGUAAACUAGAAGCAAUUGUCAUUUCAAAAAUUUGA
Coccidioides immitis RS is the source of this 399-nucleotide messenger RNA. RefSeq lists its product as uncharacterized. The record is from RefSeq and is a predicted model, not a curated record. NCBI's taxonomy places the organism in Eukaryota, Fungi, Ascomycota, Eurotiomycetes, Onygenales, Onygenaceae. The transcript has 2 exons. Bases 1 to 399 code for a protein of 132 amino acids.